Phytophthora infestans T30-4 is the source of this 13965-nucleotide messenger RNA. Its product is annotated as dynein heavy chain. Gene Ontology annotation, biological process: microtubule-based movement. The transcript has 2 exons. Gene Ontology annotation, cellular component: dynein complex. Gene Ontology annotation, molecular function: ATP binding; ATP hydrolysis activity; dynein light intermediate chain binding. Bases 1 to 13965 code for a protein of 4654 amino acids. NCBI's taxonomy places the organism in Eukaryota, Oomycota, Peronosporomycetes, Peronosporales, Peronosporaceae. The record is from RefSeq and is a predicted model, not a curated record.
AUGUCACUUGACGAAGUGACGCGCCGCUGGCUGCAGCGCCUCGUGUCGCGGUCACUCGACGUCGAUCCGUCGACGUUCGACCAGCUCCUGACAGAAACCAAAUCCGUGGACAGCAUAGAAGAACCUUCGGCUUCGGAGCUGGUGCAGUCAUUCUUCUCCUCAAAGUCUGAAGCUGGCAGCGUUCUCUUCUUCUACAAGGGAGAAGAACAAUAUGAGCUCGAAGAGGACGUGGAAGAAGAGAUUGAGGUGACGAGAGCAGCCUCCCCGACAGACCCGCCAAGCGGUGGCGUAUCGCCAGCAGAGCCGACGGACGAGCAGUUGUUUCUUGAUGCGGAGGCUCCUCCACCACAGACGGAGACGGUGAAGAGAAUUGUGAAGCGAACUCGAACAGCAACACGCUCAGUUUGCCACGUGUUUUUGAAUUCUCUUCCUGCAGAGUCUUCGGAGUCCGCCACAGUGUUCCUGGUCAAAGUGGCUGCUGGGCCAAUUACAGUCCAGAACACUGUGGUCGAUGGACACGAGAAAGCAGUGUACUUGAACGUAGAGCUUGGCUGCUCGACGGGCGACUUGCUGUCGAACCUGGAGGGAAUCAUCUGUCACGUGUUCAUGCCGCUGCUGGAUCCUCAGCUUACGAGACCAGAUCAUUCUAACGGACGACCAGAAGACGACGAACAUGCAGCAAAGAACUCGUCUGCUGCACACCAGGCGCUCAAGGUCAUCGACGCUGUGCGCAACGAGUUCAAGAGCAACUUAGUCAAGUUCUCGUCGCAGAUUUCCAACGCAAUUCAGCAGAUCCAGGGCGAUAUUCACUUGAACAUUCCCGACGUCGUUAUCACGAAGCCAGAGUCUCAUUUGGAUGACUACGAACUCAUCAACAGACUGGAACAGGCACUCGAGGAAUGGUCCAAGAGCGUAGCCAGUGUCGUAGAACAGGAGAGUCGCAAGACCCCCAAACGCAAGGGCCCUCUCGCUGAGAUCGAGUUCUGGCGCGAACGUAACGCUACACUCAGCACCAUCUUCGAGCAGAUCAACAUGCCGACAGUCCAGAAGAUGCUCAAGCUGCUGGAGCUGGUAGAAGCGAGCAUGCUUCUCACGUUUAAAUACCACUUCUCGGAGCUCAGUAAGCUCUACGUGGAGGCCAAGGACAACGUCAAGUUCCUCACGACGUUGGAGCGUCACUUCAAGAACAUCGCGAGUGGCUCCUUCUCGGCGAUAGCGGACACGCUGCCGUCCAUGAUGAACGCUAUCCGUAUGGUUUGGAUUAUAUCGCGGCACUAUAAUACGGAUGAGCGGAUGGUGCCUUUGAUGGAGCGUAUUGCAUCGGAGAUUGUGGAUAAGGUGGCGGUGGAGAUCAAUAUCCACAUGAUCUUACGGAAGAGUCCAGAGAACGCGCUACAUGCGAUCGAAGAGGCCAAAAUGGUGCUUGAACUCUGGCACUCGACGUACAUGAAAGUCCGUGAACGCAUUGAAGCCAGCGGCACCGACCACCGCUGGGAGUUCGACCGUAAGCGUCUGUUUGAGCAAACCAACUACAUGGCCAAGAUCUGCGAGAAUUUACAGGAGGUGGCUACAGUUUUGGACCAGUUCAACAAGUUUUUAGGCCCCGAACUCAAGUCCGUGACGGGCGAUUCCCAAGGGAUCGAUGAAGUUAUGGCUCGUGUUGAAAGUCUCAUUGCGCCGUUCGAGAGCGUCCCAUUUAAGAUCUUUGACCGCGGCUACAAGACGAGCUGGGAGUCGGUCAUGGUGCAGUUUCGCGAUAAAGUGAGCGAGAUUGAGCACAUGACGCGGAAGUUCAUUGACACGUCCUUCCAGAAGCUUCGCUCGGCCGAAGGAGCGUUCGAUCUGCUGCAGAACUUCCAGAACAUUCAGUCGCGCGACUCCAUCAACAAGCAGAUGAUGGAAAAGUACAAGGAUAUCCUCAUGCAAUACACGAAAGAGCUGGAGAAGCUGGAGGAACAAUUCCAUCGCUACAAGCACCGUCCACCCGUCUACAAGAACCACCCUCCUGUUGCAGGGGCGAUCAGCUGGUCCCGUGCACUUUACCUGCGGGCUAAGAAGCCUAUUCUACGCUUCCGAGCCAUGAACGACUUGCUCAAGAGUCCGCACGGAGAAGAAGUGAAGGAGAAGUAUCUGGUAUUCGCUCGCGCAGUGGACGCCUACAUCAAACAGCUUCACAAAGACUGGAGAGACAAGGUACCUGCGCUCACGAACGAGUGUCUAAAGCAGUCGAUUCUGGGCCCCAAGUUGCUGGAAGCAGGCAAAGCGGAGACCGGCGUCAUGUUGUACAAGCUGCCGCAGCCGCCAUUCUACGCGAACUUUUCGCCAGAGUUGGCGAUGAUCAUCAAGGAGUCGAAAUACCUUGAUCGCCUUGGCUUUGAGAUCCCAGAAGAGGCGCUGAAUGUGACGCUACAAGAGGACAAGUACCACCAGUACGUGCAGGAUCUAACGCUGAUGCUUCGACGCUACGACUCGCUUCUUUCGGGCCUGACACCAGUGGAGACGCAUCUCUUACGCUCCCAACUCAAAACGCUGGAAGAUGUUCUACGCGUGGGGUUUUCUCCUCUCAACUGGAACUCGCAGCGUGUGUUGAGCUUCAUUGAGAACUGCAACAAAUCCCUCAACCAGUUCGCAAACCUGGUGAGCCAGAUCCAUAAAAGCAGCAAAAUGGUGGAAGAGAUCGUGAUGGACAUCGAGAACACGCUUCUCAUCAAGAUCGAAGACUUCGCGGAAGGCGUCGUGACGGAGGUGGGCGAGUUCUACGAGCUCGUUACACGCAACCGCAUGCAGCGUAUCGAGGAGCUCGUGCAGAGCUACCGCUCCAUCGGCCCUCUGCUGAUCAAAGUGGAAGAAAUCGUGGCUGGAGUGAACACUGGCACCAGUCCAAAGAUGUCGACGUACUACAUGUACUGGGAGCGACGGAUCUUCAACGCGAUCACCAAGAUGAUUAUUGCCUCCAUGACGACAUUCCAAGCUCUGCUGAACGUCCAUACCAAAGACAUUAGCAGCGCGAUCUCGAUCAUGGGGCAAGGAGAAGGAGGAAAGCUCAAACGGCCUCCUCUGUGUAAGGUGAAAGCCACCAUGAACGGCAAGGACAUCAUCGUUACGCCGUCGCUCUCGGACAUGUACAAGUAUCUGAGCAAGUCGGUGAAGCAUAUCGUCGAGAGCGCCAAGGCCUUUAUCCGUUGGAUGCAUGGAACCUGUCGAGAGACGGCGCCGCUCGUGGUGAACGAGGACGAAGAGCCCAUCACGUUUACGUUCUACUCGGAUAUCUCGCAGAACCCGUACGUCAUCAAGAUGACGCUGUCCCUGAACCAAGAGAUCCACAAGGUCUUCAACAUCGUGAACCGGUAUCUGGAUAGUUGGCGGCGAUACGAUACGGUCUACAAUCUCUGGAACACCAAGCGUCGUAGUGCACUCGAGAAACUGGCAGACAAGAAGCCUCCGUGUGUGUAUUUCGACACGCGAAUGGCUCAGUACACGCGACUGGCCGAGUCUGUACGCAACCAGCCUACAGAGAAGGACACUGAUUUCUUACAGAUUAACUGUCUGCCACUCGCCGUUUCUAUCGCUAAGCAGGCCGAGAUGUGGAAGGACGACUACGGGAAGAUCCUGCUCGAAGUGUCGAACAAAAAGCUGGUGGCCAUCAGCAAUAGUAUGGAUCAACUGGAGGCCGAGCUGGAGGCAUCGCCAGAAGAUCUCGAGUCACUGAAGAAGGUGCUGAAUACUGUCGCGAGUAUCAGCGACAUGGGGAUGGAGAUGGAGCUGGAAUACGCCGACAUCAUCGAGAGAUACCGCACGCUUCAGACGUUUAACAUCGCAGGGGAUCCGGCCGAGUUUAAGAAGGCAUUCUCGCUGGAGCAGCGCUGGAAAGACCUUUACAUCGCGUCGAAGACGAAAGAUUUGCGCUUAGUGAAAGUCAAAGAUCAAUUUCGAGGCGUGACGAAGCAGGACGCUGUGAACUUUGCUGAGGAGUGUAAGGAGAUGAAGAAGGAGUUCAUGGAACGCGGACCAGGGACGUGCUCGCUUGACCUUGACGCAGGCCUGGAGACCGUAUCGGCGUUUAAGAAGAAGCUCGCUGUGUUCAAAGCGCGACGUCAGGAGCUGGCGAACGCGGAGAAGCUGUUUGCGCUGCCUAUCACUUCGUAUCCAGAGCUACAGCAGAUCACGGAAGCGUUGGAGAAGCAGGAGGUUCUCUACGAUUUGUAUACCGAGCAGAAGGAGUUCAUCAGCAACUUCUCGAGUAUGCUGUGGGCAGAGCUGGACGUGACAGCCAUGAAUAAAGGCGUGGAGGAGCUGGAGAAACGCUGUCGUAAGAUCCCCAAGGAUCUGAAAGCCAUGUCUACUUUCGUGGAGGUGGAGAAGCAGAUAUUGUCCUUUAAGGAAAGUAUUCCGCUCAUCCAGAGUCUCAAGAACGAAGCUGUAAAGCCGCGUCAUUGGGAGGAACUCAUGGCGGUCACGCAGGUGCGUUUCGACAUGAACUUGAAGACUUUCACCCUUGGAAACCUCUUUGCGAUGAAGCUGCAUCGCUUCUCGAACGAGAUCGGAGAGAUCGUGAAUGCUGCGAUGCAAGAACAGAAGAUCGAGCAGGAGAUUAUCAAGAUCGAAGACUCGUGGUCCAAGGCCGUGCUGGAGCUCGUCAAGUACAAGAAGAACGGCACGGAUCGCGGCUGGGUGCUUCGUGCUGCUGACGAGCUCAAGAUCACGCUCGAAGACCACAUGCUGAACCUCCAGACAAUGUCUGGCUCACGCUUCAUCGCGAGCUUUGCGGAGCGCGUGCGCAAGUGGGAGAAGCGUCUUGGAGUCGUGAACGAGUGCUUGGACAUCUGGUUCGUCGUGCAGCGCAAGUGGAUGUAUCUCGAGAGUAUCUUCGUUGGUGCCGAGGAUAUUCGACAGCAGCUGCCAGAGGAGGCGAAGAAGUUCGACGCUAUCGACAAAGCCUGGAAGACUAUCAUGGGCGCCACGUACAAGAACGCCAACGCAGUGGAAGCCUGUACGGCGGAGAACCGCGUGGAAACGCUACAGUCUCUUUCUGAGCGACUAGACAAGUGCCAGAAAUCUCUGAGCGACUAUCUCGACACGAAGCGCAAUUCCUUCCCACGUUUUUUCUUCAUCUCGGACGAUGAGCUUCUCAGUGUUUUAGGCUCUUCGGAUCCCACGUCGAUCCAAGCUCACAUGCUCAAGCUCUUUGACAACGUUAAGCAAUUGGGCUUUGUGCGGAACAACAAGAACGUCGGAGCGAUGGAGAGCGCAGAGGGAGAAGGGUUCCAGUUCCGUACGUUGUCGGCCGUUGAAGGCCCCGUGGAGUCGUGGAUGACUGGAGUUGAGGACGAGAUGCGAGUCACACUGCAGCGCAUUGCGAAGGAAGGGGUGUUUCAAUACGCCAACAUGGAUCGAACCAAGUGGCUUGAAGAGGUUCUGGGCAUGGUGUCGCUGGUUGGCAGUCAGAUUUGGUGGACGUGGGAGGUCGAGGACGUCUUCCAUCGCGUCAAAAGUGGUGACAAAUACGCUAUGAAAGGACUGGAAGGACGACUAACAGAACAGCUCAACAGCCUUGUGAGACGUGUGCGUGAACCGCUGGACAAACUCACUCGAAAGAAAGUCAACACGUUGCUGAUCAUCGACGUGCACGCUCGAGAUAUCGUGGACUCGUUCGUCCGCGACAGUAUUCUUAACGAGAAGGAGUUCGCGUGGGAGUCUCAGCUACGAUUCUACUGGCGAAAAGAUGUGGACGACGUGGUCAUCAGUCAGUGCACAGGCAACUUCCGCUAUGGCUACGAGUACAUGGGACUCAAUGGACGACUUGUGAUCACUCCUCUAACGGAUCGCUGCUACAUGACACUCACUCAAGCUUUAACCUUUAAGCUCGGAGGCUCACCUGCUGGUCCAGCCGGUACCGGAAAGACUGAGACAGUGAAAGAUCUGGCCAAGUCGCUGGCGUUACCGUGUUAUGUCAUCAACUGUGGCGAAGGUCUGGACUACAAGGCGAUGGGCAGUAUCUUCUCGGGUCUCGUUCAAGUGGGAGCUUGGGGCUGCUUCGACGAGUUCAACCGAAUCAACAUCGAAGUGCUGUCUGUGGUCUCCGCCCAACUCCGAGCGAUCCAGAACGCUCUCAACUACGACAAACCCACCGUCGAUAUCGGCUUUGGCACAGAGAUUGCUAUCCAUCGCACGGCAGGGUUCGCCACGUGUGGCUUCUUCAUCACGAUGAAUCCUGGUUACGCUGGACGAACCGAACUUCCCGACAACCUCAAGGCUCUCUUCCGCCCUGUGACUAUGAUCGUCCCGGACUUGUUGCAGAUUUGCCAGAUCAUGCUCUUCUCGGAAGGUUUUGAGCAUGCCGUGUCUCUCGCCAAGAAGAUGACGGUGCUGUAUAAACUCUCGCGCGAACAGCUCUCCAAGCAAUACCACUACGACUUCGGGUUACGAGCGCUGAAGAGCGUGCUGGUGAUGGCAGGGUCGCUGAAAAGAGAGUACAGCGACAUGAACGAAGACCUGGUGCUCAUGCGUGCACUACGAGACAGCAACAUGCCCAAGUUUGUCUUCGAAGAUGUGCCUCUUUUCCACGGCCUUAUCAACGAUCUCUUCCCUGGUUUGGACUGCCCUCGCGUGGGGUACGCAGCGUUGAAAGACGCUAUCGAAGCAGAACUCAUCGCUGGCGAGUACAACACGACUAAUGCUACAGUGUACAACGAGCAGAUCGAUAAGAUCAUUCAGAUGUACGAGACUAUGCUGGUGCGUCACACGACGAUGAUUGUUGGCCCUACAGGGGGAGGCAAGACGUUGGUCCUGAACACGCUGGCAGCUGCGUCCAAGACCGCGCUAGACGAACAAGUUAAGAUCUUUGUGCUCAACCCGAAAGCCCAGCCGAUCGCAGAGCUGUACGGCACGAUGGACCCGGUCACGCGCGACUGGACGGAUGGAGUGCUCUCGAAGCUCUUCCGUGAACUCAACCAGCCUCUCCCCGCUGGAAAGGAGAAUGAAAAGCGCUGGCUUAUCUACGACGGAGACGUGGACGCCGUCUGGGUGGAGAAUAUGAACAGCGUCAUGGACGACAACAAGCUGCUCACGCUGCCCAAUGGUGAGCGGAUCCGGCUUCAAACGCACUGCAGUAUGAUCUGCGAGACGUUUGAUCUGCAAUACGCGUCGCCUGCUACGAUUAGUCGCUGUGGUAUGGUCUGGGUUGACCCGAAGAAUCUCGGCUAUCGUCCGUACUACGAACGCUGGCUGAAGAAAAAGUACCCGAUGGUAGCAGUCACUGCAUCUUCAGACACACCGCCAAGUGUCAUGUCUCCACCUCCUGGGAGUCUUGUGAUCCCACUGGAGCGUACUCUACUGCUCGAGCUGUUCGACAAAUACGUGCCCAAGUGCAUCGACUUCAUCCUUGAAGGAGUCUUCGGCAAAGACGAGAUCGUCGCGAAGUGCCAGCAAGUGAUCCCGAUCAGCAACAUGGAAAUGUGCAAACAGCUCUGCAUCUCGCUGGACGCUUUCUUGCCGAGUGAUGGCUCGUUAGACCCGACUACGGAUCGUGCGAGUGUCGAAGGAAUCUUCUUGUUCAGUGUCGUGUGGUCUCUAGGAGCUGCUCUGCUUGGUAGCAGUCGUUCCCGGUUUAACGAGUUCAUCCGGAAGAUAGCAGACUGCCCGCUACCUGCAACGAGUCUCUACUACAAUUUCUUCGACUUGGAGACGCGCAAGUGGCAGCCGUGGGAAUCCCGAGUCGUGCCGUAUACUGAACCAGCGCCGUUCAACUUCUCUCGAGUGUUUGUCCCGACUACCGACUCGGUUCUGUACAGCUUUAUCCUCGCCAGCUGCAUGCGAACAGAGAAUCCCAUCUUGCUCGUAGGAGAGAGCGGAACAGCGAAGACGGUGACGAUCCAGAGUUAUUUGGCGAGUCUAGAUCAACAGACAUGUUCCACACUGAGUAUCAACUUCUCCAGCCGUACAAGCAGUCUGGACGUGCAGACGAACGUCCAAGCGAACGUUGACAAGCGAUCGGGCAAGAUCUACGGUCCCCCGGCAGGCAAAAAGCUGCUAAUCUUCAUUGACGACCUGAACAUGCCCAAGGUCGAUUUGUACGGAACACAGCAGCCAAUUGCCCUGCUGCACUUCAUCAUGAAUCGUGGUAGUAUGUACGACCGUGGGAAGGAGCUGGAUCUGCGAAUUCUCAAAGACUUGCUCUUCAUCGGCGCUAUGGGCCCUCCUGGAGGCGGUCGGAACCAAGUGGAUCCACGAUUUGUGGCCCAGUUCAACGUAUACAACCUCACGCCCCCUACGAAAGAAGUGCUGAAGCACAUUUACGGCUCGAUCGUGACCACAUAUCUUCGUAACUUCAGCGACGAGAUCCAAGCGAAGGGGGUCAAGUUAACCGACGCACUUCUGCGGUUCUUUGAGUUCACACUUGAGAAGCUCCCGCCCACUCCGUCCAAGUUCCACUACAUCUUUAAUCUACGCGACCUCGGACGUGUCUGCGAAGGUAUCUGCAUGGCCACGACCGAUAAAUUCGAUACCUCGGGCAAGAUUGUGCGUCUGUGGCGCAACGAAGUGAAGCGCAUUUUCUGUGACCGACUGACCAGCGAGUCCGACAACGCGCUAGUGGAUGGUGCCAUCACACAGAUCCUGCGUGAGACGUUCCCGGAGGAAGCAGAAGCGGCUUCUGUUGACCCGCUCAUCUUCGGUGACUAUGCGGACUGCAUCGGACGCAUCACCGGCCAGGCAGCAACGGAAGACGCUCGAUUGUACCAAGAUAUGGAGUCGUAUCGACGUAUUCGCGGCAUCUUCGACGAAGCUCUAGAGACGUACAACUUGGACAACAAGCCGAUGACUUUGGUGCUGUUUGAAAUGGCGUUAGAGCAUCUGUCGAGGAUUCUGCGUAUCAUCCGGAAUCCUCUGGGCCACGCUCUUCUUAUCGGUGUUGGCGGCAGUGGCAAGCAGAGUCUGUCGCGACUAGCUGCGUUCACAGCAGGCUACGACCUGUUUGAGAUCUUCUUGACUCGAGGAUACGGCGAAGCUGAGUUCCGGGAGAACCUGAAGGAGCUGUACCGUAUGCUGGGCAAGAAGCCUGUCGUCUUCCUCUUCACAGACGCACACGCGGUCGAGGAAGGAUUCCUAGAAUUCAUCAACAAUAUGCUGACAACGGGGGUUGUGCCCGCUUUAUUCGAGACCGACGAGCGCGACGCUCUUGCCAGUUCGGUGCGUGACCAAGUGAAAGCUGCGGGACUCGUCGAGACGAGCGAGAACUGCUGGCGGUUCUACGUUAGUUUGUGUCGUCAGAACCUCCACGUGAUCUUGGCCAUGUCUCCGUCAGGCAGUACGCUGAGAACCCGAUGCCGUAACUUUCCGGGUUUAGUGUCGGCCACUGUCAUCGACUGGUUCUUCGCCUGGCCCGAAGAUGCUUUACGUAAUGUGGCGCAGUAUUUCCUGGCAGAGGAGGCCAUCCCAGAGGAAUCCCGUGAACAAGUGACAAACCACCUGGUGCACGCACAUUUGCGGGUUGUUCGUGUUGCCCACCAGUUCGGAGAAGAAUUGCGUCGACAUUACUACGUGACACCGAAGAACUACCUCGACUUCAUCUCGAACUACCGCUUGCAACUGAAGGAGAACAAGAUGAAGGUCACGGCCAGUAUCGCGCGGCUCAAAGGAGGACUGACCAAGCUGGUCGAAGCUGCUCAAGCCGUUGAUGUGAUGCAGAUCGAGCUGUCCGAGAAGAAAGUGAUUGUGGAUGAGAAGACGUUGGCGUGUGAAGCGUUGAUCAAGACAAUCGAGGAGAAGUCGGCAGUGGCGUCCAAGCAGCAGGAAGUGGCUGCAGCGACUCAGAUCGAAUGCGAGAAGGCGUCCGUUCUCAUUGCUCGUGAGAAGGAAGAGGCCGAUGCUGCGUUGUUGGAGGCUCUUCCGGCUGUAGAAGCCGCCGCAGCAGCGUUGCAAGAUCUCUCUAAGGCGGAUCUUACAGAGUUGAAGUCCUUCGCGUCUCCUCCUCCGCUUGUGAUGUCCGUGUGCAUGUGCGUCUUGAUCCUAAAGCCAACCGGGCAAGAGCUAGAUCUGGACUGGAAAGGGGCCAAAGUGAUGCUGAGCAACGCCAACUUGAUCACGUUACUGAAGGAGUAUGAGAAGGACAAGAUCUCGUCGAAAAUGAUCACGAAAAUCAAGACUUUCUUCAAGAAUCCGGAUCUGAAUAUCGAAAACAUGAAGUCCAUCUCCAGGGCUGGUGCUGGGCUGCUGGUGUGGGUCGUGGCUAUUGUGAAGUACCACGACGUGGCCAAGAACGUCGAGCCUCUGCGACAGAAGGUCAAGACGAUGGAGAAGGAGCAGACGAUCAAGGAACAGGAACUAGCGGAUCUCAAGGCGACACUUGCUCGUCUGAAGACGGAGCUUGACAGUCUGUCCACACAGUUCCAGGGGGCAAACUCCGAGCUGCAAGGACUCAAGGCGCAGGCAGAUCAGAUGCAGAAACGACUACACGCUGCCAGUAAGCUGCUAGCUGGCUUGGGCUCCGAACGCACGCGAUGGACUAAAGAUGUGGACUCCCUCAACCUCCAAAGCGAUCGACUAGUGGGCGAUUGUCUUCUCACUGCGAGUUUCUUGAGCUACGCCGGUGCGUUCAGCUUCGACUACCGGUCCGAUCUCAUCUACCGCGACUUCUUCCAAGACAUCGAGUCGCGCAAGUUGCCAGUAACGUCUCCGUUCCGUCUUGAGAGCUCACUUACGGACGACGCUACCAUCCAAAAGUGGGUCUCCGAGGGGUUACCAGCUGACGAACACUCGGUUCAGAAUGGCAUCCUGACUACGAAAGCCAGCCGCUUCCCGCUGUGUAUCGAUCCUCAGCAACAAGCUGUGAAUUGGAUCAAGAAGAAAGAAGAAAAGAAUAGUUUGACCGUCAAGACGCUGAGUGAUCCAGACUUUAUGAAGCACUUGGAGUUGGCUAUCCAAUUCGGCAACCCGUUCCUGUUCGAAAGCGUGGACGAAGAACUAGACCCCAUACUGGACCCUGUGUUGGAGAAAAGUACGUUCAUGGAGGGAUCGCAAAGACUCAUCAAGCUUGGCGAUAAGAACGUCGAAUGGGAUGCGAACUUUCGACUGUACUUCACGUCGAAGCUUGCAAACCCUCACUACUCGCCUGAAGUCAUGGGCAAGACUAUGAUCGUGAACUACAGUGUGACGCAGGACGGUCUCGCUAACCAGUUACUGAACGUCGUUGUGGCGCACGAACGUCCGGAUUUGGAGGAACAGUACAGAGAUCUGGUCACCGAGAUGUCGGAAAGCACACAGCUCAUUGUGGAGCUUGAGGAUACGCUGCUACGCGAGUUAUCCAGUAGCUCGGGUAAUAUUCUGGACAAUGAGGAGCUCAUUGCCACGCUGGAUGAAACCAAGAACAAGGCCACGGAGAUUAGUGCGAAGCUGGAGUUAGCGAGCUUCACGAAGGACGAGAUCACAAAAGCUCGGGAGGUGUACACGCCUGUGGCUCUACGUGGGUCCAUCAUGUACUUCGCUAUGGCAGCCUUAGCAACGAUCAUGAAGAUGUACGAGAUCUCGCUGGCGAGUUUCCUCACCGUCUUCCAUACUGCACUCGAGACAGCCAAACGAGAUGUCGUUCUGGAGAAGCGCCUACGAUUCAUGGUGCAGUCGAUCACCGAGAUGAUGUACGACUACACGUGCACAGGCAUCUUCGAGCGACACAAACUCAUGUUCUCAUUCCAGAUGACGUGUAUGAUUAUGAGUGCCUCGGGCGAUCUCCACCGCGCUGAGCUUGAUUUCUUCCUAAAGGGAGACACGUCUCUGGAUGCCGCUUCUCAGCCGAAACCGGAGGCCAUUACGUGGGUAUCUGGCGCCGGAUGGAAGGACUUGUUGUGUCUAAGCAAGUUGGGCGAAGAAGGUGGUGUAUUCGCCUCCUUGAUGUCAGAUUUUAAGACGCAGACAGGCGAGUGGAAAGCUUGGUACGACCUGGAAGCCCCUGAGCUCGCAGAUCUCCCGUGUGGGUACUCCGACAAACUAUCUAGUCUCCAAAAGCUGUUGGUCUUUAGAUGCUUCCGACAGGAUCGCGUGUAUAACGCUAUGAAGCUGUUCGUGAUGGCCAUGAUGAGCGAGAAGUUCGUGCAGCCUCCAGUCUUGGACUACGCGCGGGUUUACAGUCAGAGUGCAGCCUCAUCGCCUAUCGUGUGUAUCUUGAGUCCAGGAGCUGAUCCUCAGAGCGACAUUCAGACUUUGGGAGACGAAUACGGCUUCUCUGGGCAUCGAUUCAAGUUCUUAGCGCUGGGUCAAGGCCAAGGACCGUUAGCUGAGCAAAUGUUGGAAGCCGGCGCUUCCCGUGGCCACUGGGUGUUGCUACAAAACUGCCACUUGCUAGCGAGCUGGCUACGAACGUUAGAGAAGAUGCUGCUGGCUAUGACAAAGCCUCACAAAGAUUUCCGCUUGUGGCUCACGACGGAGCCUACGGAUCGAUUCCCGCUUGGGAUCCUGCAACGAUCGUUAAAAGUGGUGACGGAACCACCUGAUGGACUCAAGCAGAACAUGCGGAGUUUGUACUCGAAACUGGACCAAACGAUGCUGGACGAGUGUCCUCAUCCAGCCUUCCGCUCGGUUGUGUACGUGCUGUGUUUCCUGCAUGCGGUGGUGCUGGAAAGACGUAAAUACGGCAAGAUCGGCUGGAACGUUAGCUACGACUUCAACGAGUCGGACUUUACCAUCUCGAGGAAGUUACUGAGUCUCUAUCUCUACAAGGCAUACGAAGACCAGGACGAACAGUUACCGUGGGGCUCCCUCAAAUACCUUAUCGGUGACGCGAUGUACGGAGGUCGAGUCAGUGAUGACUACGAUCGACGUAUCCUCACAACGUACCUAUCCGAGUACAUGGGCGACUUCCUGUUCGACGAUUGCCAGCGAUUCUACUUCAGUCGAUCAGGGUUCGACUAUGUGCUUCCUGGCGCACUGGAUGGCAACUCCAACACAUUGUCACUGCAGCUUGAAGCCUACGUCUCUACGGUCGAGACGUUGCCGCUAACCAACAGUCCUGCAGUCUUUGGUCUGCAUCCCAAUGCCGAGAUUGGGUACUACACCAACAUGUCAAAAAGCGUAUGGAAGGAUUUGAUCUCGCUGCAGCCUCGGUCGGCUCAAUCCGGCGCUGGUGUCUCGCGUGAAGAUCACAUUGGCAACGUGGCUAGCGACAUUCAGUCAAAAGUACCAGAGCCCGUCGACGUGGACCAGAUUCGAAAGAAAUUGGGACUGACACCUACACCAACUCAAGUUGUGCUUCUCCAAGAACUCGACCGCUGGAAUUUACUCACAGCUCGUAUGCGCGUGUCUCUCGGAGAUCUCCAGAAGGCUCUUGUGGGUGAAAUCGGUAUGAGUGAUGAGCUGGAUGCCGUGGGUAAUGCUCUGUAUGAUGGCUUCCUCCCGAACCUCUGGAGGUCAUUGUGUCCGAAGACAGAGAAGCCACUUGGGAGUUGGAUGGAGCACUUCACGAAGCGCUACAAGCAGUACAUGGAUUGGGUGGCACACGGGGAUCCGCGGGUCGUGUGGCUGUCAGGACUGGGUAUCCCGGAGUCAUAUCUCACAGCUCUGGUGCAAGCUACUUGCCGAGCCAAGAACUGGCCACUGGACAAGUCGACGCUGUACACUCGAGUGACGAGUUACUCAAACGACUCGCAACUGCCAGCGCUAGACGGCAUGAAAGACGACGCCGGGUGCUACGUCCAGGGCCUUUUCCUCGAAGGCGCGUCCUGGGAUCUCGAGCGUGGAUGUCUCGCACCACAAAAGCCCAAGCAACUCGUGGAAGAGCUGCCUAUUCUCCAGGUCAUCCCCAUUGAGGCCAGUCGACUCAAGCUUCAGAACACCUUCCGGACGCCAGUGUAUGUCACGCAAUCGCGACGGAAUGCCAUGGGUGUCGGUCUCGUGUUCGAAGCAGAUCUCUACUCGACAGAGCAUGCCUCUCACUGGGUACUGCAAGGCGUCGCACUUGCACUCAACACAGACUACUAA